Messenger RNA from Phanerochaete carnosa HHB-10118-sp, 1134 nucleotides. RefSeq lists its product as uncharacterized. The record is from RefSeq and is a predicted model, not a curated record. Bases 1 to 1134 code for a protein of 377 amino acids. Gene Ontology annotation, molecular function: carbohydrate binding; aldose 1-epimerase activity. Lineage: Eukaryota; Fungi; Basidiomycota; Agaricomycetes; Polyporales; Phanerochaetaceae. Gene Ontology annotation, biological process: glucose metabolic process; beta-D-galactose catabolic process via UDP-galactose, Leloir pathway. The transcript has 11 exons.
AUGUUGUUCACUAUAUUUGCAGGCGUGCUAUGUCUCUUGAACAAUGUUGCAGGAGAGCCCUGGCCGUUCGAUGUGACGACAAUCUCUGCUCCUGACGGUUCUAUAACCGCCAGGUUUGUUUCUAUUGGAGCGACUCUGACCGAGCUGUGGGUCAAAGACAAAUUUGGCGAGGCUCGCGACGUGAUUUUGGGAUACGACGACAAUACAAAGCUGUUGACCGACCCCGCUCAUCCGUUUUUCAACCCCAUUGUUGGCCGCUACGCCAAUCGUAUUAAGAACGGUACCUUCUCUAUUCCAAUUACUAAGGACCCACAGCCUCCAGGCCCAGAUGUGUAUCAUACGCCUCUGAAUGAUGCAGACGGUCAGGCCACGCUACACGGAGGCACGAUUGGAUGGGACCGCCGAAAUUGGACUAUUGCCUCAAGAUCGACAAGCAGUGUCACAUACCACCACCCCGAUGCUGCUGACGAAGGUUUUCCAGGGAACGUCUCCGCAUUCGCCACGCAUACGGUAGAGAAUGGUGGUAUUCUGAAGACGACUGUUCAUGCCACGGCGACCCAUUUGACACCAAUAAUGCUCACUCAGCACGUUUACUGGAACCUCGACGCCUUCCAGGGUAGUGAAAAUAUAUUGAAUCACCAUCUACGUGUUGAUGCUUCUCGCGUCGUGGAAGUGGACGGCGACUUCAUCCCAACCGGGAAGUUCGUCAACGUCUCGGACACUCCCUGGGACUUUCGAGAGGCACAGCCAAUAGACUAUCGCUUUGGCGAGGCGGUUGGGCUGUGUGGUCCAGGUUGCAUUGGGUACGACCAUUGUUGGAUAUACGACCAUGAUGAGACCACGCAGCCCGGUCUGUCACUCUGGAGCGAUGUAUCCGGCAUCAGGCUUGACAUCGCGACAAGCAAUCCCGCAACACAGGUGUUCACGGCGUACUGGCUCGGCCUUGAAGGCAUCCCGCGAAAGAAAGUACAUGGUGGGCCUUCGGUCAACUACACUUACUGGGCUGGCGUGGCCAUCGAGCAAGAAGGAUACAUCGACGCUAUUAACACUCCAGAGUGGGGAGUAGAUCAGAUUUAUGGACCCGACAGAGACUACAUCUGGAGCUCUACAUACAAGUUCUCGAUCGUCACAUGA